Messenger RNA from Juglans microcarpa x Juglans regia, 1398 nucleotides. RefSeq names its product probable LRR receptor-like serine/threonine-protein kinase RKF3. Gene Ontology annotation, molecular function: ATP binding; protein kinase activity. The coding region runs from base 1 to 1398 and encodes 465 amino acids. The record is from RefSeq and is a predicted model, not a curated record. The transcript is spliced from 8 exons. Gene Ontology annotation, biological process: protein phosphorylation. Lineage: Eukaryota; Viridiplantae; Streptophyta; Magnoliopsida; Fagales; Juglandaceae.
AUGACUAGACAGGAUGAUGAAGAAGAUGGAUUUCAGGGGUAUCCUUCACAAAUGGCUCAACAACAUGAUCACCAUGAAGCAGCAGCAGCCAUUGGUGUGGAUUUUGAAGGUCCAGAUUCAGUCAACGGCCAUCUGGGAAUUAUGGAAUAUAAGACAUUACCAGAGUGCAAAGAAGGAAACCAGACCUCAAAAUCACCACCAAUGGCCACUUCCUACUUCUUCCUAUUCAUCUUCAUCCUCCUUUGCAGUCCUUGCAAGAUAAAUUCAAGUUCAUGCUCACUGAAUUUCAGCCAAUUCCCAUAUGAAGCACACAGCGAGUGCUUUGACAUAGAUUCAGGUUCUAUCCCCUCUUCAGUAUUGCGUUCAUGCUGCAGCUCAGCCCUCCAAUCUUUCUUCCAAGCAAUGGCUAUAAAAACCAAUCAGUCUGGAUCCAUAUUCCUCCAAAUGGAUGAAGCUCAAGAUUGUUUUAACACAUUCCAAAGUCUUCACCAGAGGACUAAUCUCAAUAAAUGUGAAAUCCAACAGUUCAUCUCUUCCUCAACACCAAACCUGUGCUCAAAGGGAGUUUAUUCAAUCACAAAUUUUCUCGGGUUUGAGAGAUACAGCGCCGUCCAGUCCAAUUGUAAAGACUUGUCUGCUUCUUAUUAUAGUGAUGAGACGUGUUUUAACUGCGUCUCCUCUUAUAGUCAGUCACUGCAAGCUUUGAAAGAAGGUGAUAGUUCAAAUGGACAAAGGUGUGCUGAAGCUCUCCUUGUUAGUCUUGCAAGCUCAGAUGUGAACACCCCAAACUGGGUCUAUGGGACUUUUUCUUGUUUAUGGAGUGAAAUACAGCUUCCAUGGACAACACAAAAUCAGAAGAAAGGACCUCUGCUGAGUUCCAAGGAACUCAUCGCUACGGUAAUUGCGGUAGCAGUGCUUGUCAUCCUAGCUCCAAUACUAUAUACACUAACCAGGAAGCAACUUCAACAUGCAAGUGAAGAGGACAUGGAUAAUCUAUCAGUCGUAGCCCUUAAAAAAGAACUAGAAGAUGAAGCCAGAAGUCACUUCGAUUGCUCUGGCCUCUAUGUAUUCUCGCAAGAUGAAAUGAACAGAGCUACCAAUUCCUUUGAUAAUUCAAACUUGAUUGGAGAGGGAACUCUUGGGAAAAUGUAUAUUGGAAGAAUGCCUAGCGGAAUGAGAGUGGCAAUCAAGAGACUUAAAGAGGGCAUUAAGCUUCAUACUCUUGUUGAUGAUAUAUGCCAGAAGGCAAAAAUAAGGCAUCCCAAUUUGGUGAGCACUCUUGGAUAUUGUGAUAGAGGAGAUGAGUGUCUGGUAUCUGAGUUCUGUGUUAAUGGUGAUCUUGAAAGCUGGCUUCUUGGUAAGCUUCUCUGUUUCUUAUUAUAUAGGAAGUUUUGCUAA